UGGAAUAACUGCCCAUGAACAUGAAGCAUAACUGAAACUGAAGACACAGCCUUUCAUUGCAUUCUUUGUUGUAGCUAAUUUUGAGGCCCUUAAAGUAGCAUGCUUCACAGUGAUAGACAUGACAGGUUGCAGUAAUAUUCAAAUAUUUUUCUUGAAUAUUUUUUCAGUACUUCAUUUAAUUUGUCUGUUUUCUUAUUAAAAGAUGGCAAAUGAGUAUGCUUUAUUACUACUUUAGUAUUGCAUGAUUUCUUUUGACAAUUGUUGUUCCGUUUUACAAAGGCCAUUGGUGUAACUAAUUUUAUUUUUGUGCAGGUCUUUAAUGAUGAUGUCCCCUCUCCCCCCGCUUUUGUUGGACUGUAUCAGCUGGGAGUUUUUUUCCAAGAUAUUGUCUAAAAUACUUUCAAAACCAAGUUGUGAUCUCAUUUCAUUGUGUAAAUUAGACUUAAAACUGCCUCAGAAUUAAGCAUAAAGCUUUUGUGUCAAGGUAAUUGUUAAGGGAUCACAACCCAUCCACAAUCCAAGCUGUAGCCUGCUAAGGGGGGGUCAUAGUAGUGUUGGCAGUUAAUAUAAUCACACCCUCUGACUGUUCUGAUAUAACACUGUUUAGCUGUAUUUUUAAUUUCCUGUACAGAGCAGUACAAAGUUAUAUCCAAGAGAUCAGCUGGCCAGAGCAGAUGAAGGAAUUGAAGCAGGUCAGCAGAAUGUGUGGCUGUCAUUGCUGUGACAGUUGUCUUUAGCUUUGAUUUCACAACUUGUGGAAGAAUGUUGGAGGAGAGACUUUCGAGUGUUACAGCUUAUAUGAAUAUUCCACUAGACAGAGAAACAAAUUUAGGCAAGAGGAUUCUGACAGACUCUAGAUUUUUAGGGGUACGCAAGGAACAAUCAAUCAUGCAGAAGUCUUGCUGUGAUGAAUUGCAGUGGGAAGAGAAAGCUGUACAGAGAGGAUUGGACCUAUCCCAUGAGGAGAGAGAUGCAGGAAAUUUUACCUGGGUUAUUUUUAGGCCCAUAUUCUUCAGCUAUGAAAAGCAAGCUACCUAUACUUCAGAAACAUGGAAUAACCCAUGUAAUAUGCAUACGGCAAAACAUUGAAGCAAAUUUUAUUAAACCAAACUUCCAACAGUUAUUUAGGUAUUUAGUCUUGGAUAUUGCAGAUAAUCCAGUUGAGAAUAUAAUACGAUUUUUCCCUAUGACUAAAGAAUUUAUUGAUGGAAGUUUACAAAGUGGAGGAAAAGUUCUUGUCCAUGGAAAUGCAGGGAUUUCUAGAAGUGCUGCCUUAGUUAUUGCAUACAUAAUGGAAACAUUUGGGGUGAAGUACAGGGAUGCAUUUACUUAUGUUCAAGAAAGAAGAUUCUGUAUUAAUCCUAAUGCUGGAUUUGUCCAUCAACUUCAGGAAUAUGAAGCCAUCUAUCUAGCAAAAUUAACCAUCCAGAUGAUGUCACCACUGCAGUUGGAGAGAUCCCUCUCAGUUCCACCUGGUACUACAGGAAGUUUAAAGCGAAUGCAUGAAGAGGAUGAAGAACUUGGAACCAUGCAAGUGGCAGCAGCACAGAACGGAUGAUACCUGAGGACAAGCACUGUUUGUAUUGUGAAUUCCCGCGAAGAAAGGUGAAGAAAACUAGGGAAAAAGAAUUAAUAAUGCAAAAUGAUGAACACACACGUAGCUUCUUUUCAAUUACAUGUUGCUUUCAGAUGUAAAUCUGCCUCUGCAACACACUAAGCAUCAUUUUUAAGAUGUUGGACUUCUUGAAUGAAUAGAUGGCACUGAUUGUUUUACUCCUUUUUUACACUUUACAGUUUUAUUCUAAACCAAGAUUUUUGGACUUGCAAAGAGGUAUUAUUGCAAUAAUGCACUUUUCAUACUUGAAAUUUCUUUAUUUGUAUGAUAUAAAGUUAUUACUUUAAACAAAAUGCAAGCUGGGGGGAUUUGUUUAUAAAGUUAUUUGUGUAAUUUAUAACAAGAGAAUUUAGUAAAGAAAAAGUUUGCUAAAACUCA
Aquila chrysaetos chrysaetos is the source of this 1993-nucleotide messenger RNA. RefSeq names its product serine/threonine/tyrosine interacting protein (gene STYX). NCBI's taxonomy places the organism in Eukaryota, Metazoa, Chordata, Aves, Accipitriformes, Accipitridae. Gene Ontology annotation, biological process: regulation of ERK1 and ERK2 cascade; negative regulation of protein binding; negative regulation of SCF-dependent proteasomal ubiquitin-dependent catabolic process. Gene Ontology annotation, molecular function: protein tyrosine/serine/threonine phosphatase activity; F-box domain binding. Bases 908 to 1558 code for a protein of 216 amino acids. The record is from RefSeq and is a predicted model, not a curated record. The transcript is spliced from 11 exons. Gene Ontology annotation, cellular component: cytoplasm; nucleoplasm.